This is a messenger RNA of Engraulis encrasicolus (European anchovy), 429 nucleotides long. RefSeq lists its product as uncharacterized. The transcript has 4 exons. NCBI's taxonomy places the organism in Eukaryota, Metazoa, Chordata, Actinopteri, Clupeiformes, Engraulidae. The record is from RefSeq and is a predicted model, not a curated record. The coding region runs from base 18 to 350 and encodes 110 amino acids.
AAUUCAAGACAAAGAAGAUGAUCGGUGAAAAAGACACUUAUUAUUUUAGUAAUAUCACCUACAAACUGAACUUUGAAGACCCUGCUCCUUCACCUCCGCUGUCCUCCCCAUCUGCUCCUCCUCUUCCUGAGUGUGAGCGUGCUGGUCAGUGUUGGAUGCUGCUGGCCAUCUUGUGUCCUGUGUCUGCUCUACUCGCCGCCCUCAUCUCCUCCGCUUGCUUCUACUGUUGUAAGACAGGACCAGACCAAGGCCAAGGAGAUGGAUUUCAGGUUAGUCCAUUGCUGUCCAAGAAUUACCCGAGAAGUCUGGACCAGGAUCUCCUCACUGAAGUUAUCUACAAGCAACUAUGAGCUGAAUACCACGAAUAUGCCUUCUUAGUUUUAAAAUAUGUGAUGAAUAAAUACUGAAAACAAUUGUGCUUUUAAAAUU